Parastagonospora nodorum SN15 is the source of this 1323-nucleotide messenger RNA. RefSeq lists its product as hypothetical. The coding region runs from base 1 to 1323 and encodes 440 amino acids. Lineage: Eukaryota; Fungi; Ascomycota; Dothideomycetes; Pleosporales; Phaeosphaeriaceae. The record is from RefSeq and is a predicted model, not a curated record. The transcript has 3 exons.
AUGUCCUACAACCCUUCAACCCAUAGCCCUGACCACCUGGCCGACGCCAACUCCUUCCAAAGCCCCGCGGACCACACCCAUCCGAAGCCCAUCUUGCCUGGUCAAGACCUUAGUACUCACCAGCUGGCAAGCAAAAAGAGGCGGUCCUCCAAGAGUAAAAACGUAGGAGAGCUUCGGCGGUCCACUUCAACACCACACAUGCGUAACGCCGCACUUGGAAACUCGGGCGAUCUAUCGCCGACAAGUAACAAGCCGCGCAACAAGCUAGGCUAUCAUCGAACCUCGGUCGCAUGCGGUAAGGAAGAUGCGCCAUGGCCGUCGCAUAGGAUCAUCAUCACUGACCAGGCAUUACAGGACACUGUCGACGUAGGAAGAUUCGAUGUCUUCUGGCCUCUGAAGAUCCUCAAGGCCGAUGUGCAAACUGCAUCCGCCUCAAGAAAGAAACACAACCCCGAUGCGCCAUCAUCUCAAGCCCUAGGGUCCAAGGACACAAGCCCAGUGCAGCCAUUAACACCAGCCGCAUCUUCACCUCGACAUCCGCAAUCUGGGGAGAAGGUGGUAGAUUUCCGUGCGCCGUUGCAUGCUGUUUCUUCAAACACCGGUUACGGCUUUCAGACUGACUCCGAAAUGGAUCCUCGUCAAGGUCCCAACUCUGGUCGCAUGCCUGUACAACAGCCUUCAUUUCCAUAUCCACAUCCAAUAGAUACACAAUGGCCUCCAGCAACCACUUUUCUUCCAUCAUCAACCAUAGGCGAAAGCCCACAAUCUAGUACGGGCUAUUGGCGGCAGUCGCCUUCUACAGCAACAUCGACCUAUGGUAGUGAAUCUAAUGUUUCUGGCGGACGCACUCCAGCGGCCAUGAGUACGAGCUCUACCAUGUCGUAUGGACACCCGGAAAACCACUCGUGGGGCCAACAAACACCGUUUCAACCCCCAACGCGAUCCAUGUCAUACGGAAUCAUCGAAGGGAUAUCGCAGCCUUAUUCAGGACAGGGACUUGGCAUUCAGCAGCACCAGGACUUCCCUCGAAGAACUUCGCCGUAUCCAUAUCCUUCCAGUAUAGACACAAACACUGCGACAACAGUCGGCGGCUCUACUUCUGCCCCACUUUCAGCACCUGUCGCUCAAAACCAAUUCUACCCACCUGGCUUCAACAUGUACGAUGGAAUGCAACCCCAAGGCGGCCCAAUGCAAAUGCCGGGGAGAUCGAUGAGUGUACAGUGGUACUCAGAGCCGAGCCAUCUAGACCGCGUGCAAGAAGAGGGUGUCCCGCCCGUGGCCUACAGCCAGCAUGGAAUGCAGCAUUACUAUUCUGGAUCAUGA